Messenger RNA from Colletotrichum higginsianum IMI 349063, 300 nucleotides. RefSeq lists its product as uncharacterized. Bases 1 to 300 code for a protein of 99 amino acids. The record is from RefSeq and is a predicted model, not a curated record. The transcript has a single exon. Lineage: Eukaryota; Fungi; Ascomycota; Sordariomycetes; Glomerellales; Glomerellaceae.
AUGUCCAUCGCGGUGUCAGCCGUGCAGCCGUCGUCGAGUGAUGUCUGGGACUGGCAGACUGCACGUCGCGGGUCGCAGGAGCGCAGUCGAGCGACACGCCCUUUCGCCAUCGCUCGCGGCAACCUGCAGAACCGUCGGGUAGAUCCCACGACAGGCCUGGAGGCCUGGGAGGGAGGCGGCAGCCAACGCAGGUGUGUCGGCGCCGGGGCGUUGUCGAAGUCUGUGCCGAUGCUCAGCCAUCGCACGGUGGUGGCCAACGCCGCCGGUUCGUCGACGGCAACAACCGUCAUGGACAGUUGA